Messenger RNA from Brassica rapa (field mustard), 2429 nucleotides. RefSeq names its product protein DETOXIFICATION 9. The record is from RefSeq and is a predicted model, not a curated record. Gene Ontology annotation, molecular function: antiporter activity; xenobiotic transmembrane transporter activity; RNA-DNA hybrid ribonuclease activity. NCBI's taxonomy places the organism in Eukaryota, Viridiplantae, Streptophyta, Magnoliopsida, Brassicales, Brassicaceae. Gene Ontology annotation, cellular component: membrane. Gene Ontology annotation, biological process: xenobiotic detoxification by transmembrane export across the plasma membrane.
AUGCGCUGCGACAAUUACUGCCCAAGAUGUGGAGCACCAGAAGAGACUGUUACUCAUGCUAUCUUCGAGUGCCCUCCGGCCUUACAAGCAUGGGUGUUAUCAUCAACCCCGACGAGUGCUGAAAUCUUUCCGAUACCAAGUAUUUAUGCUAAUAUGGAUUUUCUUUUUUGGAGAAAGAAUAGUAUUCUGGAGCCCGAGGAUGAUAGAGAUCCUUAUCCUUGGAUAAUUUGGUAUAUCUGGAAAGCUAGGAAUGAUAAACUGUUUCGAGGUAUAGACAGAGAUCCAUUGGAGCUAGUUAGGUAUGCAGAGGGAGAGUGUCAAGCGUGGUAUAAUGCAAGAGAAAAUGUACCAAAUCUGCCAAAUGUACAGAAUAAUGAAGAAACACAAGUCUUAAGCUUGAGUAAUAUUUGUAUGGUGGAUGGUUCAUGGACCUCCACAGCGCAGUUUAGUGGAAUGGGAUGGGUUUGGAAAGAUACUUUGGGAAAGAUACAGCUCAUGGGGUCAAGGAAUCUGCGGAGGCGGGAGACAGCACUACAUUCGGAGCUGGAGGCGCUAAAGUGGGCCAUGGAGAGUAUGCUACAACACUCGACCUGUCAGAGGUUUGGGACGGACUGCAAGGACCUGAUUGCAAUGAUAGAGCAGCCACAAGAUUGGCCCAACUUCUCAACUGAGUUGGAAAUCGUUCAAACUCUUCGGUUAUGUUUUCCGGACUUCAAGAUAAGCUACGUUCCAAGGACGCAGAAUGAGAUUGCGGAUUCAAACAAGAUGAAGAGUACUGAAGCUCCAUUACUGGUGAAGAACAAACAACAAUCAGAAGAAGAAGAGAGAGAGAGGAUAAGAUGGGAGAAGAUGAAGAAAGUUGCUUCAAUGGCUGCUCCAAUGGUCGCCGUGAACAUGUCUCAGUUUCUUCUUCAAGCAACUUCUACGAUGAUUGUCGGUCACCGGAACGAACUCUCCCUUGCCGGAAUCGCUCUUGGAAGCUCAUUUGCUAACGUCACCGGCUUUGGUAUCCUCUUUGGUCUUUCAGGUGCAUUGGAAACACUAUGUGGCCAAGCAUUUGGAGCAGAACAAUAUCAGAAUCUUGGACCCUACACUUUCACGUCAAUGGUUUAUCUCUUGAUUAUCGCUUUUCCGAUUUCGAUUCUUUGGAUAUUCAUGAACCAGAUCUUGAUUCUUCUUCACCAAGACCCUCAAGUAGCUGAGUUAGCAUCUGUUUACUGCCUCUGGCUCAUACCGGCAUUAUUCGGUUACUCGGUUCUCGAGUCGCUGGUUCGAUACUUUCAGUCACAAAGCUUGAUAUUUCCUAUGGUGUUGAGCUCUCUAGCUACUCUCUCUUUCCAUGUUCCUCUCUGUUGGCUAAUGGUUCACAGAUUUGAGUUUGGAGUCAAAGGAGCGGCUGUGUCUAUCGGUAUAUCCUACUGGCUUAACGCGGUUUUCCUUUGGGUUUACAUGAAACGCUCUCAAACGUGCUUGAAAACGCGGAUUUAUAUGUCCAAGGAUGCGUUUCUUCACACGAAAAUCUUCUUUCAAUUUGCGGUUCCUUCUGCGAUGAUGUGUUGCCUUGAGUGGUUAGCUUUCGAGGUGAUAACUUUGCUCUCCGGUCUUCUUCCCAACUCAAAGCUCGAAACUUCGGUUAUCUCGAUUUGUCUCACGACCUCUACUUUGCACUACAAUUUGGUAAAUGGAAUCGGUGAUGCUGCGAGUACCAAUGUGGCGAAUGAGCUAGGAGCUGGGAACCCACGAGGGGCUCAUGAUUCUGCUUCAGCCGCGGUUAUAAUUGCAGCUGUUGAAUCAGUCAUUGUGAGCUCUACUCUCUUGUUAUCUCGGAAUGUAUGGCCUUAUGCUUACAGCAAUGUGGAGGAAGUAACUCGCUAUGUGACCAAGAUGACUCCCAUUCUUUGCAUUUCAAUCCUCAUGGACAGCUUCGUGAUCGUCCUCUCCGGGAUUGUGAGAGGAACAGGGUGGCAGAAAAUUGGGGCUUAUGUGAACAUAGCUUCAUAUUAUAUCAUUGGUAUUCCUAUUGGACUUCUAUUGUGUUUUCAUCUUCACUUCAAUGGGAAAGGACUCUGGGCUGGUUUAGUCUCAGGAUCAACACUACAAACUCUAAUCCUCUUUCUUGUUGUUGGGUUCACCAAUUGGACCAAAGAGGCAAACAAAGCUAGGGAGAGAAUACUUGAUGAGAAAGUAAGGAGAGAUGACUCAUUUGUUAAUUGAAGAAGAGUUUGUAGGGAAUGCUAUGAGUGAACAUUGACUGCCCGUUGAAUGAACUUGUUCUAGAAACUUCAACGGUCAUGCAAUUAAUUUAGUUUUGUCUACACUCAAUCUAAAAGGAUGUUUAAUAUGAAUCCCAUGUUGAAAUUGUAUGGGACCUAAAAUAAGUUUUGCGGGGAUUGUAAGUUAUUUUGAGAUUUAAUUAUAUAUUUUUAUAU